CAUUGCAAUCGCCGGCGAACGGAACGCGAUCAUCGUCGGCCGCAACAUCACGUUCGACGACUGCUCGCCGCCGCCGCUGAUCGUCCGUUGUGUUCAGUUCGUGCCCGCGCGUUAUCGCCGACCGUCGUCCGUCGUUCUUCGCAAUGCAACACUAAUAAUAACAAUACAGCGUACACGCCGGAAUUCCCGUUGCCGGUCCUUUGUCCGGCGCACCGAUUUCGUCUAAUAAUAACGCCGUUGUUGUGUGUUAUGCAAAACGGCACAGUUCUUACUCGAUAUUACGUAAAAUCGUUGCGCACCUGCUGAAGCCGUCUCGCGUCGCACGUUUUUCCCUAACCUCGUUCACCCCGUCACCGUCGUCCGUGAAACGUUUCUGUACACUCGGUUUUAUUCCAUUUCCCGUCACCGUUUCAAUCGUCUGCCCCUGUAAAAUCUUACGUUACCGCCGAUCCGUACGAUCUGAACCACCGGCUCGUGCACCAAGAACAUUAUCAACAAUAUUUCUAUCACGCUCGUGUAACGUUCAUAUUUUGAAUUUUAUCAGUUGGUUUCUUGUUACGCAUCAACUUCGGUAUUUAUAUGGAGUUGGCCGAUGUUGAACGGUUUUGCGGUUCGCCUUUUUGGGACAACAAUCUAUCGUGGAACACCACAGAUCCCGAUGUUACGCUGUGUUUUGAAAAGACUGUACUUAUUUGGGCCCCGUGCCUAUUCCUAUGGUUAUUCUCCCCGUUAGAAAUAUAUUAUUUGUUACACAGUCAAUACAGGGACAUACCAUGGAACUGGCUCAAUUUAUCAAAACUGGCUGGCGCAGCUAUAUUAUGUCUUCUUUCAAUACUCGAUAUUGUGUAUGCAAUAGUUCAGUAUUCCUCUGGGAUGCCCAUAUAUUCUGUGGAUUUUUAUACACCAUUAGUAAAACUAAUUACAUUUGGAUUUGUAAUGGUUUUAAUUAGUGCCAACCGUGCAAGAGGUUUAAGAUCAUCUGGAUUAAUAUUUUUGUUUUGGUUAUUCUUAGCAAUUUUUGGUGCAGUUCAAUAUCGAACAGAAUUUCGACAAGCUUAUUCAGAUUCACCAAUAGAAAAAUAUCCAUUAAUAAGUUACAUGGUAUACUACCCUCUUGUUUUGAUACAGUUUGUUUUAAAUUUCUUUGCUGAUUCUGAACCUAGGCUAUCAAAUUAUCCUCCUGUUGAAAAACCGUGUCCUGAAAUGAAAGCAUCAUAUCCAUCACGCUUAUUAUUUUCAUGGUUUGAUGAAUUAGCAUGGACUGGUUAUAAACAUCCUUUAGAUACUAAAGAUUUGUGGAGUAUGAAUCAUGAAGAUAGUUCAAGAGUAAUAGUCCCUAUCUUUGAUAAACAUUGGGAACGUUCUUUAAUUAAAGCUAAGUUAUUAGAUACUGCAAAAGCAUCAUACAUUAAACAUAAAUCUGAUGGAAGUAUUGAAAUAUCACCUACAGAAUAUUCAAGAAUUACUCAUGAUAGUAAAAAUCAUAAAGAAGCAUCGAUUCUCCCUGCUUUAUGUAAAUCAUUUGGUCGUACAUUUUUAUUUGGGUCAUUUCUAAAAAUUAUUGAAGAUUGUUUAGUUUUUGUCAGUCCCCAAGUUCUUAAAUAUAUGAUAGCAUUUGUAGGAGAUAAAGGUGAGCCAUUAUGGAGAGGUUAUUUUUAUGUUUUUCUUAUGAUGUUAACUGCAACAUUACAAACAUUGAUAUUGUCGCAGUAUUUUCAUCGUAUGUAUCUUGUUGGUUUGCGUAUUCGAACUGUACUUACCUCUGCUAUUUAUCGAAAGGCUUUAAGAAUUUCAAAUACAGCUAGAAAAACAUUUACUGUGGGUGAAAUAGUGAAUUUGAUGGCAGUUGAUGCUCAUAGAUUUGUCGAUUUGACUACCUAUUUGAAUAUGGUUUGGUCUGCUCCAUUCCAAAUUGCUCUUGCAAUUUACUUUUUAUGGCAAUCAUUAGGACCCAGCGUACUUGCUGGUUUAUUUGUGAUGAUUGUUUUGAUACCAAUAAACGGUGUUGUUGCUGCUAAAGCAAGAAAUCUUCAAAUCAAACAAAUGAAAAAUAAAGAUCAAAGAGUUAAAUUAAUGAAUGAAAUUCUUUCUGGAAUUAAAGUCUUAAAAUUAUACGCUUGGGAACCAAGUUUUGAACAAAAAGUAUUGGACAUCCGAGGAAAAGAAAUUAAAGUUCUUCGUACUGCAGCUUACUUAAAUGCAGCUACUUCAUUUAUUUGGGCUUGUGCUCCAUUUUUGGUUUCAUUGGUAACUUUUGCUGUAUAUGUAUUAUCUGACGAUACCCAUAUAUUAGAUGCACAAACUGCAUUUGUUUCUUUGUCUCUAUUCAACAUUUUACGUUUCCCCUUAUCAAUGCUACCGAUGUUUGUGUCAAAUUUGGUUCAAUCUAGUGUAUCUAUCAAGAGAAUUAAUAAAUUUAUGAAUUCUGAAGAAUUAGAUCCAGAUUCUGUCACUCAUGAUUCCGAUGAAAAGGAUCCACUUGUUAUUGAAAAUGGUACAUUCACAUGGGGUGAACCAACUGAAGAACCUACAUUAAAAAACAUAAACUUGCGAAUCUCAUCUGGACAGUUGGUUGCUGUAGUUGGCACUGUUGGUUCUGGUAAAAGUUCUUUGGUGUCUGCUUUUCUUGGUGAAAUGGAUAAAACUUCUGGUAGAAUUAAUACUAAAGGAUCAAUAGCAUAUGUACCACAGCAAGCUUGGAUUCAAAAUUCAUCUCUGAAAGAUAAUAUUUUAUUUGGUCAGUCAUCAAAUGAAAGAGCUUAUAAUAAAGUUAUUGAUGCAUGUGCAUUGAGAGCUGACUUCCAAAUGCUACCAGCUGGUGAUAAAACUGAAAUAGGCGAAAAAGGCAUAAAUUUAAGUGGAGGUCAAAAACAAAGAGUAAGCUUAGCAAGAGCUGUUUACAAAGAAAGUGAUAUAUAUUUCUUAGAUGAUCCAUUAAGUGCUGUUGAUUCACAUGUGGGGAAACAUAUUUUUGAAAAAGUUAUUGGACCUACAGGAUUAUUGCGUAAAAAGACUAGAGUUUUGGUUACUCAUAGUGUUACAUAUCUUAGAGAUGUAGACCUUAUUGUAGUUUUAAAAGAUGGGAAAAUAUCAGAGUCUGGCACAUAUAAAGAAUUACUUGAUAAAAAAGGGGAUUUUGCUGAUUUCCUGAUACUGCAUAUGCAAGACCAAAGUAUUGAUAAAGAUGAUGAAAUUGAAAUUGAUAAAUUACUAGAAGAUGCACCAGCAGAUUUAAAAGAAAAAUAUGUCCGGCAAAGAAGUGAAUCAAAUUCUAAUGCUUCAAUGCAAAGACAAAGAUCUAUUGAUUCUGAAAAAAACACUCCUCAACCUGUUAUAGAACAGCAAGCUAAACUUAUUGAAGUAGAAAAGUCAGAAACAGGCAAUGUAAAAUGGGAAGUUUAUGCUCAUUAUUUGAAGUCAAUUGGACCAGUUUUGUAUAUAACUACAAUCGUACUAAGUAUUAUAUUCCAAGGAUUUUCAAUUUCGUCUAAUAUCUGGCUAUCAAUAUGGUCUAAUGAUAACAGUGCUCAUAUUAAUGGAAAAGAAGAUAUAAGUAAAAGAAAUUUGUAUUUAUCUGUUUACGGACUACUUGGAUUUGGUCAAGUUUUUUCGACGGUGACAGCAGCAAUCGCUUUAUCGUUAGGCACAGUAGUUGCUGCUGAAAAGUUAUAUCAAUUGAUCAAUGAACGAAUAUUCAAGAAUCCACUAAGCCUGUUUGAUACAACACCUAUUGGUCGUAUAUUGAAUAGAGUAUCUAAGGACAUUGAUACUAUUGAUAAUGUUUUGCCAUUCACUAUAAGAUCAACUAUUCAAACUGUAUUUUCGGUCAUUGGGACGUUGGUUGUAAUAAGUUACAGUACACCUGAGUUUGUUUUCGUGAUUGUUCCUAUUGGCAUCAUAUAUUAUUUUAUACAGAGGUUUUAUGUUGCCACUUCACGUCAACUUAAAAGACUUGAGUCUGUAUCUCGUUCACCAAUUUAUUCACAUUUCAGUGAAACAGUUACAGGGGCUUCAUCAAUUCGAGCUUAUGGUGUAGAAUCCAAAUUUAUACUUCAAUCUGAACAAAAAGUUGAUUUCAAUCAAACUUGUUACUAUCCAAGUACAGUGGCUAAUAGAUGGUUAGCAGUAAGAUUAGAGACAAUUGGAAACUUAAUUAUUUUUUUUGCAUCGGUGUUCGCAGUAUUGGGAAGAGAUACAUUAAGUCCUGGUAUUGUUGGUUUGUCGAUCAGUUAUUCUCUACAGAUCACUCAAACUCUUAAUUGGUUAGUUCGCAUGACUUCUGAAGUUGAAACUAAUAUUGUAGCAGUAGAACGUAUUAAAGAAUAUGGAGAAACACCUCAAGAAGCACCAUGGGAAGUACCAACAAAUUUGCCACCUAAAGAUUGGCCAACUAAAGGUGAAGUUGAAUUUAAAAAUCUCAAAGUGCGUUAUCGUGAAGGAUUAGAUUUAGCAUUGAAAGGUCUAGAUAUAUUUGUAGAAGGAGGUACCAAGGUGGGUAUUGUUGGACGUACUGGAGCUGGAAAAUCUUCCUUGACUCUUAGUUUAUUCCGUAUUGUUGAAGCUGCUGAAGGAUCAAUUUUUGUCGAUGGCGUUGAUAUAUCUAAUAUUGGAUUGCAUACAUUGCGUAGUCGUCUCACAAUUAUUCCACAGGAUCCAGUAUUAUUUUCUGGAACAAUAAGAAUGAAUUUGGAUCCAACUAAUAGUAAUUCGGAUGAACAGUUAUGGAAUGCUUUAGAACUAGCACAUUUGAAGACGCAUAUCAAAGGACUAAUAGGUGGUUUGGACCAUGAAGUGUCUGAAGGAGGAGAUAAUUUAAGUGUGGGUCAAAGGCAACUGGUAUGUUUAGCAAGAGCAUUGUUAAGAAAGACAAAACUGUUGGUGUUAGAUGAAGCAACAGCAGCAAUCGAUUUGGAAACAGAUGACCUUAUACAAACAACUAUACGAUCAGAAUUCAAAGACUGUACAGUAUUGACAAUUGCUCAUCGUCUAAACACCAUUAUGGAUUCUGACAAGGUAAUAGUUUUGGAUAAUGGUCUUAUGGUUGAAUACGACUCGCCAACAAAUUUACUAAAAGAAAAAACAUCAGUUUUCUACUUGAUGGCAAAAGAUGCCGGAUUAGCUCAAUAAAUGAAUUUAGUAUUUA
Sipha flava (yellow sugarcane aphid) is the source of this 5143-nucleotide messenger RNA. RefSeq names its product multidrug resistance-associated protein 1 (gene MRP). Gene Ontology annotation, cellular component: membrane. Lineage: Eukaryota; Metazoa; Arthropoda; Insecta; Hemiptera; Aphididae. Gene Ontology annotation, biological process: transmembrane transport. The record is from RefSeq and is a predicted model, not a curated record. The coding region runs from base 580 to 5127 and encodes 1515 amino acids. Gene Ontology annotation, molecular function: ATP binding; ATP hydrolysis activity; ABC-type transporter activity. The transcript is spliced from 29 exons.